Daucus carota subsp. sativus is the source of this 1293-nucleotide messenger RNA. RefSeq lists its product as uncharacterized. The transcript has 3 exons. NCBI's taxonomy places the organism in Eukaryota, Viridiplantae, Streptophyta, Magnoliopsida, Apiales, Apiaceae. The record is from RefSeq and is a predicted model, not a curated record. Gene Ontology annotation, molecular function: protein dimerization activity. The coding region runs from base 1 to 1293 and encodes 430 amino acids.
AUGGUAGCCUCUGCUGCUGGUCCAAUGUUUCUAAAAGCAAUUGAUGCUAGUCAUAUUACAAAAGAUGUUGAAUAUAUAGCGAAGGUAUUCACGGAGGUUGUGGAAGAAAUCGGACCAGCAAAUAUUUUCCAAAUAGUUACAGAUAAUGGCUCUAAUUUUAAAGCAGCAGGCGCGUUAAUUGAAACUAAGUAUCCUCGUAUAUUUUGGACUCCUUGUGUUGUUCACUGUUUAAAUUUAGCAAUUAAAUCUAUCUGUGAUCCUAAUGAGAAGUCUCGUGAUUAUGCUCAAUGUGAAUGGAUAAAAGAGUUAGUCACUCAAGAUCAUGAUAUUAGUUAUUUUAUACUAAACCAUUCCUUGCCAAGAACAAUAUUUAGUAGAUACUCUGAUGUGAAGUUGCUUAAGGUUGCAGAAACCAGGUUUGCAUCUAAUAUAAUAAUGCUGACAAGAAUUAGACGUGUAAGAGAAGCUUUGGAAAAAACAGUUAUGGACCCUGAUUGGAAGAAAACUAGAGGCAGUUUAGGGAAUGCUAUUGAGUUAAAAUCGAGAGAGAUCAAAGACACCUUAGUGAGCGACACUUGGUGGGAUAAAAUUGAUUAUUUUUUGAGGUUUACAGAGCCUAUUUUGAGGUUCUUGAAGGUUGCUGAUUCAGAUUCAUGUGUUCUGCAUUUAGUUUAUGACAUGUGGGAUGCAAUGAUAGAAGAAAUAAAGAGUUGUAUUUUUUAUCAAGAAAACGAGGAUUUGCUAACAGGAUAUCAAUUAGAUUUUUUUGAUGUUGUUCAAAAGAUAAUUGAGGAUAGAUGGAACAGAAGCAACACGCCUCUCCAUUGCUUAGCUCACUCGCUUGUUCCCAAAUAUUAUAGUCAACAAUGGCUUCAAAGAAGUGCUCAUGGUGUUCGUCGGCCGCAUCUUAUGGCAUCACGAGAUGAUGAAGAUCCAUUGUCAUGGUGGGCUAAUUACGGCUCCUUUAGGCCACUGUUGCAGGGACUUGCUUUUAGACUACUUUCGCAGCCUGCCACGUCUUCAUGUUGUGAGCGUAACUGGAGCACAUAUGGCAGCAUUCGGAACGUGAAAAGAAAUAGACUAACCACCCAAAGGACAGAAGAUCUGGUUAACGUGCACAACAAUGUUCGAAUAGUCUCAAGAAAACAGCCAGAAUAUACAUCUGAUCCUUGUAAAUUUUGGGACAUUGGAGGGGACACUGCUGAUGGUGAUAGCAUUCUGGAGAUUGCUGAUUUGUCGUUGAACGAUCCUGAAAUUGAAGCGGUGACUUUCGACGUUGACAAUAAAAGCUAG